This is a messenger RNA of Pseudophryne corroboree (corroboree frog), 2615 nucleotides long. RefSeq names its product SPOC domain containing 1 (gene SPOCD1). The transcript has 14 exons. Bases 67 to 2364 code for a protein of 765 amino acids. Gene Ontology annotation, biological process: DNA-templated transcription. The record is from RefSeq and is a predicted model, not a curated record. Lineage: Eukaryota; Metazoa; Chordata; Amphibia; Anura; Myobatrachidae.
GGGACUGUAGAUCUGGGCACAGGUCACAAACUAUCCGCGCUAUAAAGCGGUGGUCGCUUACGGUUUAUGUUGUGUGACAGCCCCGGGGAAAGUGGAGCGGAGGUCAUGCAAGAAAGUCAGGAAAUGGAAAACCAUGUGGAUCCCGCUAACCCUGCUGUGUUACCACAGAACCGUGACUGUUACAGCCCAUUGGGAUUAUUUGAGAAAUUCAUGGUGGAAACCCCAUUUAACACUUUGCCUGAUCCUGACCCCGAUGUGCAGUUUGUCUCCGUGCUGAAAUCUCCUCAUCUGAAAUGGCAGACUGAGCAUUCUGUGGAUAGCCAUAUUUCCAAAAAUGUGAAUGCACUUACUCUAAACAAUAACACAUUGGCCGAUAAGAUACGCUGGAUGAUGAGCAGAGUUAAAACUAAAAGAGAUGACCAAACUUGCAAGCUGCUGGGAUACUGGAAUGCAGAUUCCAAAGAAGUACAGGUACUGGAUGAGCUGGAGAGCUGUUCUGACCAGACGGGUCAGGGAGAUCACAUUCUCAUUCAGGAUGAAGAUGAUGGUGAUAUAAUGCGUGAAGAGGACAGAGAACAAUCUGAGGCAGACUUAACCGCUCUGCUUGAUACUAGACAGACAAGAGACCACCUACUGGUGUCGGCUAGGGCAGCAUCCCUUAAAGUAUCACCGCAGAAAAGAAAGUCAAAAGAAAGAAGGUGUAAAAGAACAAAGACACUCUCCUCUCUGGUCCUGGCUUCAGGAAAGUCACCUAAAGACAUUCGGAGCACCACAGUGCAGACACUAUAUGAUGUUCUGCUGAAGAGAGUUCUGGAGACACAAAAUCUUGAUGUGCACCUGGAAACUUUGGAAAAAUUGGCAGAGAAUGUAGAGAAUGAAAUUUACAACUUGUAUAAUGAUACUGGAGUGAGGUACAAAAAUAAGUACAGAAGUCUCCUAUUCAAUCUGAAAGACCCCAAAAAUAAGAUUUUAUUUCACCGUGUGAUACUUGGGGAGCUCACCCCACAAUGCCUUGUUCAAUUGAACCCAACAGAAAUGGCUGGACUGGAGCUGACAAAUUGGAGAAACCAGGAGAGACAGCAUACUCUGGAGAUCAUUGAGAGAGCAGAAAAAGAGCUCCACCACAAGCAACAGAUGACUAAACUCACGCACAAAGGUUUAAUCGAAAUAGAUACAGCACCAGAUCAGAUGUUUACCCUGGAGGAUCUGUCUGAUUCACCUUGGUACCGCCAAGAUUGUGCAAAUUCUGACAAAUCAGAGAUUAACACCACGGCUAACCAUAAGAGCCACCUUCUGGAUGUGAAUUGUCUCAUCUGCAUGGGGAAAAUACAACCUUCAGAUGAGAUGGAUCUCAGCCAGUUAAUACAGUUGACAUCACCAGUAAAAAUCACAUCGGAAAACAACAGCAUGGAUAAUCUUUCUUCACAAUCAGGAGAGACCACAGAGAACCUGAAAAAAUAUGCUGUGAGUACUGAACUUCAAGGGAUACCUUCUUCAUGUUCUGCUGUGUGGAAAGGAUUCAUUAACAUGUUUUCUAUAAAGCAGUUCAAAGUUACAGCAUACAAAGUGUCUGGCUAUAACACCCACCUAUGCCAGGAAUUACCAAAGAUCAUCACAAACAAUGGAUUAAUCUGUCCAGAAUCUGUCUGGGAAUUCAUGGAUCUUAUUUGGCCUGAAUGCACUAAGGAUAUGUGCCUGCUCCGAUUCUGUCCCCAGACCUCCAGUGAUUCUGUAUUCUGUAGCCGGCUUUAUUCCUACCUGAAUCGCAAACUCAAAUACGGAAUAGUGAGUGCAGACAACAUGGAAGCCUUUGUUAUUCCGCUGCCUGCAUGCCAACCAAUACCUCACAGACUACACCCACUGGGGGGGCCAGGUCUCGAUGAUGACCAUCCCCAGCUGUUGCUAGGCCUCCUUCUUCCAAACCAUCCAUCAUGGACUUCCUGUACAAAAAGAAGCAGGAUACAGAAAGAGGAGCUGGAUGUCCCCGAUGACAUCUUUUUAUCUAUAAUAGAUGAUAUGGAGAGAGAAGAGCAUCAAAUGGAGGAACAGGGGCUGCCACCUAUGUGGCUUCCCCCCAAAGAUCAGAGCUCUGUAGGUCAGGAAGUGUCCAUGCCAGAGCUGAUAGGUAGUCUCUGUCUGUUGGUAAACACACUUCAGGGGAUGGCAACACAGAAUAACAACAAUUUUAGCAAUGUGAUGACUGAUAACCAGCCUGAUCCCUUAACAGCAACAAGCCCUAUGUGGCCAAUUCAUAAUAUGACACCCAGUGUGCAGCCUCUUCCCCCUUAUGACACUAAUCCAGUAGCCAUGUCUGAUCCAUCAGUCAUGUGUGGUCAACCCUGUUUUUGGCCUUCUACAUUCUAACAUCAUAAUAACACACAAUACUUAAAAUAUUUGUCUUUGUUUAUUUUUUUGUAUAGAAAGUUUUGAACAGUUUUUUAAAAUUUAGGGAGGUUUGUAAAUAUAGUGUUUAGUUUUGAGAGCAUAUAACUGUUUUUAAGAUGUUAGAAUUAAAAUGACUGCUAUGUUUAAGACAAAAACCUUUCUGUAACCAGAUAACUUUAAAAAAGGAAAAAGUUUUUUAUUGUAAUUAAUGUUGAUGCUUGUUUUUUUGU